Molecule: messenger RNA, 1032 nt
Organism: Rangifer tarandus platyrhynchus (Svalbard reindeer)
Lineage: Eukaryota; Metazoa; Chordata; Mammalia; Artiodactyla; Cervidae
Source: the annotation of a GenBank genome assembly
AUGCAGACGCGGAGGAGCGGCGCUCGAGGCGGGGCCAGGCCUCUGCGGAGGGGGCGCGGACCAACGCGGGCUGACGGCCGGGCAGGCGGGCGGGCGGCCGUGAGGCUGACGGCGCGGGCAUCAGGAGCGCUGCCAGCUGGAGUCGCUUGCCGCUGUCGGAAUAAACCGGCCCUGGCGGGGCUCGAGCGGGCAUGUGAGGCCAAGGCCCUGCAGCUGGUUAGAAGCAGGCGAGAGGAGAGCCCUGCUGCCCUGGGUCACGUCUUCCUACGACAGGCCCACCAGGGAGACCGGGUGGGAACUGGUUCAACCGGAGCACGGCCAGCGCGCGGCAUCUGCCUCCGGGGUCGGCGGGACGCAGCCGAGGAGGCGGGGCGCGCGCGGGCCGCGCCUUCGCGCCCGGGACGCCGGUGCGGGGCGGCCGGCGCUCUCAUGAGGCCGCCGCCGGGCGGGAGGACGCGGAGCCGCGGCCUCUCGCUGGGAGUCCUCGCCCUCUGCGUGGCCGCCUCCCGCUGUCUGCAGAGUCAGGGCGUAUCUCUGUACAUUCCCCAGCCAGCCAUCAAUGCCACGGUGGAAGAGGACAUCCUGCUCUCGGUGGACUACUCCUGCGACGGGGUCCCCACCAUCGAAUGGAAGUACACGUCCAGCUGGGGAGUGCAGAAGAUCGUGGAGUGGAAGCCGGGGACUCAGGCCAACAUCUCCCAGAGCCACAAGGACAGGGUGUGCACCUUCGACAAUGGCUCCAUCCAGCUCUUCAGCGUGGGCGUGCGGGACUCCGGCUCCUACAUCGUCACGGUGACCGAGCGCCUGGGGAGCAGCCAGUUUGGCACCAUCGUGCUGCACGUCUCAGAGAUCCUCUAUGAAGACCUGCACUUUGUCGCUGUCUUCCUUGCUUUUCUCGUUGCUGUGGCCGCACUGCUGAUCAGCCUCAUGUGGGUUUGUAAUAAGUGUGCCUAUAAAUUCCAAAGGAAGAGAAGACACAAGCUCAAAGAAAGCACAACGGAGGAGAUUGAGCUGCAGGACAUAGAGUGUUAG